GCGAACGACAGGGCCCAAACACAGAGUUCUGUCUCUCGGCAAAGCGGAGGCGGUGUCUUUAAAAGUGUGCCUGUAGAUCAUUUUUUUCUCGUUCAUUUUCCGUUUACCUCCGCGUCACACAAGUUGACCUUUUCAAGUUGAACCAUGAGGACGUACUUCAUAAUAGCCGUCAUACUGAUUGUCGGAACAUACGGUCAGGAAUCUUUCAAAUGCCCGGAUGAUUUCGGGUUCUAUCCUCACCAUUUAUCGUGCGACAAAUAUUGGAAAUGCGACAACAACGCGGCGGAACUGAAGACGUGCGGAAACGGUCUCGCGUUCGACGCGAGUGACAGCAAGUUCCUCACCGAGAACUGCGACUAUUUGCACAACGUGGAAUGCGGCGAACGCACGCAGCUCGAGCCGCCCAUCAGCACGCCGCAUUGCUCCCGUCUCUACGGCAUCUUCCCCGACGAGAAGAAAUGCGACGUCUUCUGGAACUGCUGGAACGGCGAAGCGUCUCGCUAUCAGUGCAGCCCCGGACUGGCCUACGAUCGCGAGGCUAGGGUGUGCAUGUGGGCCGACCAGGUGCCCGAAUGCAGAAACGAAGAGGUCGCUGGAGGUUUCACGUGUCCGGCCGCGGGCGAAGUGAGUGGUGCAUCCGGCAGUUUCAGCAGACACGCCCAUCCGGAGGACUGCAGAAAGUACUACAUAUGCCUCGAGGGCAUCGCCAGGGAAUACGGCUGUCCGAUCGGCACCGUCUUCAAGAUCGGCGAUGCCGACGGUAGCGGCGCCUGCGAGGAUCCCGAGGAUGUCCCCGGAUGUGAGGAUUACUAUGGCGACCUGGACCUGAAGAGCAUCCGAAAGAGCGAACUACUAGCCGGAAUCCAGAGCGAGCCCAGAAAACCAUCGAACCAGGCGCCCCUAAAACCCAGGCCAACAGGAGGCCCCGCGAGGCCUUCCUCUCCUCUCCAGGAAUAAAUCCUAAUUUACCUCACUUCUUCAUUCAUUCACUGUCUCUAUCUUUCUUUUUCUUUCUAUCUUUCUCUUUCUUGCUGUCAUUUAAUUUUAUUAAAUUCUAUUUUUUAAUACAAGUUAUUGGUAUAAAAUCUGUAAUGCAGAAUUAAAACAAAAAGAUCCCUUUUAAAUAUAAUAAUCUUCAAUUUAAGUAAUAAUCACACACAUUAUAAUAUAUUUUUUUAAUAAUA
This is a messenger RNA of Nylanderia fulva, 1184 nucleotides long. It is a transcript of the gene Gasp, whose product is annotated as Chitin binding Peritrophin-A domain-containing protein Gasp. The record is from RefSeq and is a predicted model, not a curated record. Gene Ontology annotation, cellular component: extracellular region. Gene Ontology annotation, molecular function: chitin binding. Lineage: Eukaryota; Metazoa; Arthropoda; Insecta; Hymenoptera; Formicidae.